GCAGAGUUUUGUAUACACUGUAAUAUCAAGAUAUCAUUAUUUGGUGUUUUUGUUCAUCUUGAUUCAAGCUACAUGUGUUUCUAAUGGUGUUUACCUGCGACACUUGGUUUUUGUAACACGAUCCCGAGACCAAUUAUUAACGCAACGUUAGCAACAGUAGGAUUAAAACGACCUUGGUGUGAAAAUCACUAAGUAAAAGUUGGUUCAACGCUAAUAAAGUAAAGAGCUUGUUGUCAUCCCGUCUGAAGAUUUACUCGAACGGUACUUCCAGCAAUCUGGUCGAAUUGCACUCUACAACAGUAAAAUGUCUUCUAAGAUUGUUCAAGAUGCAGUUCAUGGUGUAAUAGAGCUGGAGUCACUAGCUGUUCAGUUGAUCGAUUCUCCUGAAUUUCAGCGUCUUCGAGAAAUAAAGCAAUUAGGUAUUGCUUAUUUUGUUUUUCCAAGUUGUCAACAUUCACGAUUUGAACAUUCGAUUGGUACUUAUCAUAUGGCCAAAAAGCUGCUUGAGACUAUUCACAAUGAUAAAAAUUACUCGGGUCCAGCUUUGAGCUCCUCAGAACAGUUAGCCAUUAGAAUCGCUGCCUUGUGCCAUGAUUUAGGUCAUGGACCUUUUUCUCAUUUAUGGGAAGAGUUCGUCAAAAGGGGCGGGUCAGAAUAUAGUGAAUAUAACCAUGAAACAAUUAGUGGGCAUGUACUUUAUCAAAUUAUUUGUUCAAAACCUACCCUACAAAGUGAAUUAAAUAAUCUUGGCGUUGAUAUGAAUCUCAUACGCAGUCUGAUACUAGGUGAUACUAGUACUGUAUUAUCACAACAGGAUUCAUUGAAGAAUAAAUCAUUUAUUUAUGAGAUUCUCUCCAAUAGUUUAAAUGGUAUGGAUGUUGACAAAUGGGAUUAUCUACUCCGAGAUUGUCUGCAUUCUGGUUUGGGAGCUAGUGGGACUAGUGUGGAUAUUGAUAGAUUUUUAAGAUUUUACCGACCAUUUCUACAUACUGAUAAAGACAAAGGUGACGAGAAUGAAUCAAAAUGUUGGCAUUUAUCAUUUAGAGAUACAGAAUUGGAAAAUUUGCUUCGAACAUUCAGUUUACGACAGCAUCUUCAUCAAAAAGUUUAUCAACAUAAAACAGUGACAGCUAUUUCUGCUAUGAUUAUUGAUGCUCUUGAAUUAAUAGAACCUGUACUUAAUCUUCGAUCCAUUAGCAUGAACGCAUUAAAAUAUCAGAAUCCAGAUAGUUUGAAUGAUUUUCUUAAACUCCAUGAUUCACUUUUGUGGGAUGUUUUUUAUGGACGAGGAUCAUUAUCAAGAUUUACUUCGGAAAAUUUUCUUUCUCGAAUUCAACAGGCACAGUCUCUAAUACGUCGUAUUUUAAAUCGAGAUCUGUAUACCUAUAUUGAUAGUGUAUAUGAAAUGAUAUACUAUGCACCAAUUGGUGAAAAUAACAGUCACCCACAUUCUUUCAAUCCCAAAAAGUUCCCUAAUUUAAUCAAUGAAGUAGCAACUGAAUCAUUAACAUUACGAUCGAUGGGGUUAGGACUAGGUCCUAGAAAAAGUCUAUGCUAUGAACCAAUUUCACCUCAUUACAGGACAUUCGGGGUGACGUCAAAUAAUAAAAGAAAACAUUCCAAAGAAUCCAUUCUUACUGAAAUAUUCAGGAGACUUCCUCAGGACUCUGGGAUCCGAGAUAUAGAUGAUCUAUUGGUAACAGAAUCUAGGUUCUCUUCAAACAGUACUCUCAAAUCUCCCAGAUUUUACUUUUAUACACGUUCAGGGAAUACUUUUACCUACAGCGAACCGGUAAGUAUAAAUAUUUAUUAUGAUAUUUCAGUGCUUACCCAAAAACUGAGAAUUGUCCACGUAAUAUGCCCUCGUCAAUUGAUUAGUGAUCUUUUAUAAAACGUUAUUUGAGAUUCUAAAGCUUACCAGGGUUAUCUGAAAUAUAUUGAAUAUAAAGCAAGCUAUGAAGCAUUACAUAUGAGAUCCUUCCCGUUGAGCAAGUAAAUUUUCAGUUUUAUUAAACAAAAUCCUGAAUUAUCAGACAGAACUUUAAUAAUAAAUUCAGUCUUGCUGGAUAUUGUCUACAACUUAAGGACAUAUACCUAUAACUCAAUGAGAUAUCUAUAUAAGGAUACAUUAUCCAUAAAAUUUACAACAAACGCUCAAGGGAAAUCUCAAAUGUUGAUCAGAUACUGAUUGGUUGCUCUAAGAUACAAACUAUUCAUAAGAGUUGAAAACCGAAUGCUUCAUAAUACACUGCGUUUAUUUUGGACUUUUAGUUACGUGUUAUACGAGCAUACCGUCUUUAUUGGCGCAGGACUAAUUCUCCUUUAAAAUCUGCGAUAUACUGCCCUGUUACAUGCUUAACGGAAGCAUUUAACCAAUGGCAUCAAGAGAUGAUUGAAGAUAGACAUGGUGCAGAAAGUGAUUAGUCUGUUAAUUGCAAAUAGAUACUACGAGAGUGACAGAACAACAAAACCACAUUGUUUUACACACUUAUUCACUAUAAUUCAUUUAUUUUGAUUGUUGCC
Molecule: messenger RNA, 2523 nt
Organism: Schistosoma mattheei
Lineage: Eukaryota; Metazoa; Platyhelminthes; Trematoda; Strigeidida; Schistosomatidae
Source: the annotation of a GenBank genome assembly